GGGGCCUGCAGCGGCAGCCACCGUGUUGCCCCUACAUUACCUCCCUGACUCCCAAGAAGUCAGCAUGGGAAGCACCUCUGACCCCUAGGUCUCAGACCCAGGGCCCAGCUGGCCUGUCACAGAGUCUCUCAGGGCACCUACCACCACCUGGCAGGAGCUAGAGAUGGGCGUUCCUGGAGCAAUAGCCAGGCCCAGGUCACAAACGAGGGCACCAGGAUGCAGACAGGUGACACAGCCUGCCCAGGGUCACCCAGCUGCUCCUGGUGGUAAUCCCAGACUCCAUGAGGAAGCAGGAGGCGCGGACGGGCAGGGAGGCUGGCCAGGGCCAUGGCACCAGCUCCCCAGCUGAGCAGGUGAAAGCCCUCAUGGACCUGCUGACCGGGAAGGGUGGGCAGGGCUCCCAGGCCCCACAGCCUCCUGACAAGACAUCAGACUCCCCGCUGGGAUCCUGCAGCAACGACUCAAGGAUACAGAGGCACCGAGAGGCCCUGCUGAGCAGGGUGGGAGGCGGCCUGGAGCUGGGCAGCACCUCACACAGGCUGACCACCCUCCUGCUGGUGGAGGGCCUAACAGACCUACAGCUGAAGGAACAUGACUUCACACAGGUGGAGGCCACCCGUGGGGGCUGGCGCCCUGCCAGGCCCAUCACCAUGGACAGGCUUUUCCUGCCUCUCUCCCGGGUGUCCAUCCCACCCCGUGUCUCCAUUACUGUCGGUGUGGCUGGCAUGGGCAAGACCACCUUGGUAAGACACUUUGUCCGCCUCUGGGCCCGAGGACAGGUUGGCAAGGACUUCUCAUUGGUGUUGCCUUUGACCUUCCGGGAUCUCAACACCCACGAGAAGCUAUGUGCAGACAGACUCAUUCGCUCUAUCUUCCCAUACAUCAGGGAGCCCACCUUGGUGUUGGCAGCCCCCACAAGAGUCCUCCUGAUCUUGGAUGGCUUGGAUGAGUGUAAGACGCCUCUGGACUUCUCAAAUACUGUGGCUUGCACAGACCCCAAGAAGGAGAUCCAGGUGGACCACCUGAUUACCAACAUUGUUCGAGGAAACCUCUUUCCGGAAGUUUCUGUCUGGAUCACAUCCCGUCCCAGUGCAGCUGGUCAGAUCCCAGGGGGCCUGGUGGACCGGAUGACUGAGAUCCGGGGCUUUAAUGAGGAGGAGAUCAAGCUAUGUUUGGAGCAAAUGUUUCCCAAGGACGAGACUGUCUUGGGCUGGAUCCUGAGCCAGGUGCAGGCCAACAGGGCCCUGUACUUGAUGUGUACUGUUCCAGCCUUCUGCAGGCUCACGGGGUUGGUGCUGGGUUACUUGUGCCACAAAAGGUCAGGGCUCCAGGAUACAGAGCUGCGGCCUCCAAGGACCCUGUGUGAGCUCUACUCUUGGUACUUUAGGAUGGCCCUCAGUGGGGAGGGGCAUGAAAAGGGCAAGGUGAGCCCUCGAAUUGAGCAGGUAGCCCAUGGUGGCCGCAAGAUGGUAGGUAUGCUGGGCAGGCUGGCCUUCCAUGGGCUGGUCAAGAAGAAGUACGUGUUUUAUGAGCAGGACAUGAAGGCGCUGGGCAUGGAUCUCACUCUGCUGCAGGGUACACCAUGCAGCUGCUUCCUGCAGCGUGAGGAGACGCUGGCCUCCUCAGUGGCCUAUUGCUUCACACAUCUGUCUCUGCAGGAGUUCGUGGCAGCCACGUAUUACUACAGUGCUUCCAAGAAGUCCAUCUUCGACCUCUUCACGGAGAGUGGUGUGUCCUGGCCCAGGCUGGGCUUCCUCACGCAUUUCAGGUGCGCAGCCCAGCGGGCCAUGCAGGCUGAGGACGGGAGGCUGGAUGUAUUCCUGCGCUUCCUCUCAGGUCUCUUGUCUCCGAGAGUCAACAACCUGCUGGCUGGCUCCCUGCUGGCCCCAGGUGAGCACCAAGGCUACCGGGCCCAGGCGGCCGAGCUCCUGCAGGGCUGUCUGCGCCCUGAUGCUGCAGUCUGUGCCAGGGCGGUCAACAUCCUGCACUGCCUGCAUGAGCUACAGCACACAGAGCUGGCCUCCAGCAUGCAGGAGGCCAUGGAGAGCGGGGCCCUGGCAGGGCUAACAACCCCUUUGCACCGGGCUGCCCUGGCCUACCUCCUACAAGUGUCUGAUGCCUGCGCACAGGAGGCCAACCUGUCCCUGUGCCUCAGCCCAGGCGUCCUCCAGAGUCUGCUGCCCCAGCUGCUGUAUUGCCAGAGCCUCAGGCUGGACACCAACCAGUUCCAGGAUCCAGUGAUGGACUUGCUGGGCAGUGUGCUAAGUGGAAAGGACUGUCGCAUUCAGAAGAUCAGCUUGGCUGAGAACCAGAUCAGUAACAAAGGGGCCAAAGCUCUGGCCAGAUCCCUCCUGGUCAACAGAAGUCUGACCACUCUGGACCUCCGCAGUAACUCCAUUGGACCACAAGGGGCCAAGGCUCUGGCAGAUGCUCUGAAAAUUAACCACACACUGAUCUCGCUGAGCCUCCAGAGCAACACAAUCAGGGAUGAUGGUGCCAGGUCCAUGGCUGAGGCCUUGGCUUCCAACCGGACCCUCUCCGUGCUGCACCUGCAAAAGAACACCAUUGGACCCAUGGGAGCUCAGCGAAUGGCAGAUGCCCUGAAGCAGAACAAGAAUCUGAAGGAGCUCAUGCUCUCCAGUAACAGCAUUGGUGAUGGAGGCACCAAGGCCCUGGCUGAGGCCAUGAAGGUGAACCAGAGCCUGGAGAGCUUGGACCUACAGAGCAAUUCCAUCAGUGACGUGGGAGUGGCAGCAUUGAUGGGGGCCCUUUGCACCAACCAGACCCUUCUCAGCCUCAACCUGCGAGAAAACUCCAUUAGCCCUGAGGGAGCCCAGGCUGUGGCUCAUGCGCUUUGCACCAACAGCACCCUGAGGAACUUAGACCUGACAGCCAACCUCCUCCACGACCAGGGUGCACAGGCCAUUGCAGCAGCAGUGAGAGAAAACCGUGCCCUCACAUCCCUUCACUUGCAAUGGAACUUCAUCCAGGCCAGUGCUGCCAAAGUCCUGGGACAAGCACUACAGCUCAACCGGAACCUAACCAGCUUGGAUUUACAGGAGAAUGCCAUUGGGGACGAAGGAGCAUCUGCGGUGGCCAGUGCACUGAAGGCAAACACAGCCCUCACUGCUCUCUAUCUCCAGGUGGCCUCCAUUGGUGCCCCAGGGGCCCAGGCACUCGGGGAGGCCCUGGCUGUGAACAGAACCUUGGAGAUUCUUGACUUGAGAGGAAAUGCCAUUGGGGUGGCCGGAGCCAAAGCCCUGGCGAGCGCUCUGAAGGUAAAUUCAAGUCUCCGAAGACUCAAUCUUCAAGAGAAUUCAUUAGGGAUGGAUGGGGCAAUAUGUGUCGCCACCGCACUCUCUGGAAACCACCGGCUCCAGCAUAUCAAUCUCCAGGGAAAUCACAUUGGGGAAUCUGGUGCCAGAAUGAUCUCAGAGGCUAUCAAGACAAAUGCUCCCGCGUGCACUGUUGAAAUGUGAGCAAAACAAGUUCCUGGUUGACCAGGCAGGACAGGCAGAGACUCAGCUGGAAGCUUUUGAACAGAAAGACCCAUCUCUGAGGGGUCCUCCUGAGAUCUGGGAAUGAUGCUGAUCUAGCAAGAGUCCUGGUCUCCUGAACGGAGGAAGGAAAGAUACUAUCCAAGGAAGUCGUGAGCUGCCCUGGUCCAGAAUCAAUCUGAGCAGUGGCAGAUGGGACACUCCGCUAUAGCACAGACAAGGGAAGAGGUUGCCACCAAGGGGCUUGGGGACACAGGCCUGUAAGCCCAGCAAUGUAGGAAGCUAGUUCUAGCUUACUUAUAUCCUGAGGUCUUCAUCUGCCCCCAACUUUAAAAAACUUUUAUUACCACCCUUUUUUACUUACCUGGUUAAAAUCAUCCCACUCUGAAAUGAGCUGCCAUCCCCGAGUUCAUUAAGAGCAUCAGUUUGACAGAAGUGACAGAGGAGACCCUUUCUUUGCUUAAGAAGAAAAAAGGUUGUAGGUAUAAUCUUUAUUAUAGACACAUGGAAAAAUGGGAUUAUUGUGAAUACAAAUGAAAACUUUAAUUCUAAGAUUUUGGAAACAGACAAAAAUGUUUUACAAGGAUUUUGCCACUUUGUAAGAUACCUUAAAAAAUCUCUCCAAGACAUGGAUGAUGUCUGCCACAUGUUAUUUUGGUCUCUGGCACACAGGCGCAUUAAAUGUUGGUACUUUAAUAAUGUUA
Molecule: messenger RNA, 4201 nt
Organism: Otolemur garnettii (small-eared galago)
Lineage: Eukaryota; Metazoa; Chordata; Mammalia; Primates; Galagidae
Gene: NLRC3
Product: NLR family CARD domain containing 3
Exons: 19
Coding region: 282-3479 (1065 amino acids)
Biological process (GO): negative regulation of canonical NF-kappaB signal transduction
Cellular component (GO): cytosol
Molecular function (GO): protein binding
Source: RefSeq, a predicted model, not a curated record